CCCACAUUUCCCUACGUUUCCUUUCAAUUAGUUAAAAACUUCGCUGUGCACCUGUGGAUUUCAUCCAAAUGGCAGAGAAAUGGCAGCAGCAGUGUGCCGUCGAGUUGGACCUGUAUCAGCUUUACUGCUCGGUAUGUCUGGACCUACUCAAAGAUCCCGUCACCAUCCAGUGUGGACACACUUACUGCAGAAUCUGCAUCGAGGGGUUCUGGGAGCAGGAAAAUGAAAAGGGAACGUACAGCUGUCCUCAGUGUAGGGAGACCUUCAGUCCAAGGCCUGUCCUCGGGAGGAACACCAUGCUGGCUGAGGUUGUAGAGAAGCUGAAGAGGACAGUAACCCAACAGGCCCGUCCAGCUUCUCCUCUCGCUCCUGCAGGACCAACAGACAUUGCCUGUGAUUUCUGUUGUGGGACCAAAAGAAACAAAGCCAGCAUGUCUUGCCUGACCUGCUUGGCAUCGUACUGUCCUGCUCAUCUUGAGCCUCACCACAGUUUUCCUGUGCUGAAGCUUCACCAGCUGGUGUCUGCUACAGUGCCACUUAAGGAAAAAAUGUGCACAAAGCACAACAAGCUGAUGGAGGUUUACUGUAAGACUGAUCAAAGAUGUAUCUGCUAUUUGUGCACCAUGGACGAUCACUGGCGCCACUCAACAGUGUCAGCUGCAGCAGAAAGAGCUGCUGAGCAGGGACGGCUUUUUCUGAGUCACUGUGCAGUUAAGCGGAAAUCCCAGGAGAGACAAAAAGAGCUGAAUGAGCUGGUCCAAGCUGUGAAGGACUUCAAGAUUUGUUUUCAGACUGCAAUGAAGUCCAAAGACAAGCUCUUUGAUGAGCUGAUCUCUUCCAUACAAAAGCAACGUACUUUAAUAAAGCAGCUGAUUGAGGCUCAAGAGAAACUUGCAGUUGUUCGGGCAGAAGCUCUGCAGCUGCAGCUGGAGGAGGAAAUCGCCAGGCUGAAGAAAAGAGAUGCUGACCUGGAACAGCUUUCUCAUACAGAAGAUCACAUUCAUUUCAUUCAGCUCUUCCAGUCUCUCUCCAUCUCAUGUGAAUCUCCAGACUUGCCAACAGGCGCUGUUGUUCGUCCUAAACAUUCAGUGGAAACCGUGACCGAAUGUCUGACUCAGCUGAGAGAUGACAUGAAGAAGCUUCUGGAGACCACAUGGCCCAAGAUCUCUGCAACAGUUUUUGGUAUAAAAGUUGUGCUGCCACCUGUGCCAAAGACCAGAGAAGAGUUUUUGUGCUAUCACUGUCCUCUAACAGUGGAUCCCAACUCGGUCAACAAAUACUUGGACCUUUCACAAGAUUCUCAACGAGUGACGAGUGGCUACUAUGAGCAUUUUCAUUUAUCUCACUCGGACAGGUUUGGAGGUGUGAAGCAGGUGCUGUGCAGAGAGGGUUUAACAGGGCGGUGCUAUUGGGAGGUCAGUUGGAGUGGUGGCGCCUGGUCGGUGGCAGCGUCUUACAAAAACAUCAGCCGGACAUCAUUCGACUCGGAAUUUGGGAAGAAUGACAAGUCCUGGUGUUUGGAGUGCUCUGCAAAAGGAUAUACUUUCAGACAUAACUUAGUAGCCAAGGCGGUGUCAGGUCCUCGUACCUCUCAGAUUGGCGUGUACCUGGAUUACAGGUCAGGUACUCUGUCGUUUUACAGCAUCUCUGACACCAUGACUCUGCUUCACAAAGUGUGCACAGUAUUCACUCAGCCUCUCUAUCCUGGCCUUGGGCUGAAGGAAGGAAGCUCUGGCUGUUAUGCAGAAGUGAAGAAGUUGUGAUGCCAACUUUUUCACCUCUACCAUGGUGAUUAAUGUCUUUCAAGACCUAAAAUAAGCAGUGAAGAAACCUGUGAGUGACUCGAAUGACUCGCACUGUUUGGAUGUUGAAAGGCGUGACUCUAGUUGCUCUAUCGUCACCAGGCAGGUGUAGAGUUGUGGUUCUAGAUUAGAACGUUGGAGAAAUAAAAUCACUGCUAA
Molecule: messenger RNA, 1961 nt
Organism: Pundamilia nyererei
Lineage: Eukaryota; Metazoa; Chordata; Actinopteri; Cichliformes; Cichlidae
Product: E3 ubiquitin/ISG15 ligase TRIM25-like
Exons: 7
Coding region: 69-1763 (564 amino acids)
Molecular function (GO): zinc ion binding; protein binding
Source: RefSeq, a predicted model, not a curated record